Messenger RNA from Morone saxatilis (striped sea-bass), 6270 nucleotides. Its product is annotated as neural-cadherin. Gene Ontology annotation, molecular function: cadherin binding; calcium ion binding. The coding region runs from base 1 to 6219 and encodes 2072 amino acids. The transcript has 27 exons. NCBI's taxonomy places the organism in Eukaryota, Metazoa, Chordata, Actinopteri, Moronidae. Gene Ontology annotation, biological process: homophilic cell-cell adhesion. The record is from RefSeq and is a predicted model, not a curated record. Gene Ontology annotation, cellular component: catenin complex; plasma membrane.
AUGGGACACUCGGAGCCGCAGUUCCUCCUAUUGGGGGGUGGGGAGGAGUGCUUCGAGGUGGAUCGUCGCUCUGGUGAGAUCAGGACCACGGGACGACCUCUGACCCCGAGUAAGGAGUACCUGCUGCGGGUGCAGGCGGUGGACGGGCGUGGUCGGAAAGGCCUGCCGGCUACGGUGGCCAUCCUGGCCGGCUACCGGCCGCCGCAGUUCACCAACUCCACCUACAGCCUGAGCGUACCUGAGAACACACCUGUCAGCCAACCAGUCUCAGUGGUUCAGGCCAUCUCCUUCCAGAAGAAGACACACGGAGAGCGGAGCGCUCAGUCCACCAGGACCGUCGACUACGAGAGUGGACACAAACCUCCACACACCCUGCAGGUCCGCGCCUCCGCAGCCCGACCACCGGCCUCAAGCGGCGUGGCAGAGAAAAAAGUUAAAAACAUGAACUUUCAGCACCAGACUACUGCUGAAUACUGUGAGAGGAAGAAGAAGCUGCUCGGGUUCGGGGCUCAGUCUCGUAACACUGCAUUAAAUCUUCUCUUCGUAGGAAUCAUCAAGCUGCGAAGGAGUCCGCCACCGAGGCUCAGAGGACCACAGUACGUUCUCAACAUCACCGCCACGGACGACAACGCGUCCGGUGGACCGUUCCCGCUUAGCAGCUCCGCCCAGGUCAUCGUAGGAAUCAACGACAUCAACAACAACAAGCCGGUGUUCGGGGAGUGUCAGAACUACAGUCUGAACGCCGGCGUCCUGGAGAACCAGCCGCCGGGGACGUUGGUGCUGCGCGUCCAGGCCCACGACGCCGACAUGGGCGUCAACGGAGAGGUCAAGUACGGCAUCAUGCACCGAGACGGUGUGUCGUCCGGGUUUCACAUCGACCCUGACACCGGUGUGAUCACCACGACGGCGAGUUUCGACCGGGAGCGGCAGAGGGAGUUCACGCUGUCGGUGACGGCCACGGAUCAGGCAGAGGAGCCGCUCAUCGGGAUCUGUCAGAUCACCGUCCUCAUCGCAGACCAGAACGACAACGACCCGAAGUUCGAGAACAGCCGCUACCAGUACUUCCUGCGGGAGGACACUCCGGUAGGAACUAGUUUCCUGCGAGCGGCGGCACACGAUGACGACCAGGGGAGCAACGCGGCCAUCACAUACUCCCUGUCCAAUCAGAAGCCAGCUUACUUGCACAUCAACCCCAGUACUGGCUGGAUUUACGUCAACCACCCCAUCUCACAGACGUCCAGGAUCAACCAGCAGAUCGUGGCGUCCGAUGGAGGGAACCGCAGCAGCUCCGUGGAGCUGACUGUCAUCAUAACCAACGUCCACAACCAGCCGCCGCACUGGGAGCAGCCCGAGUACUGGGUCACCGUGCCAGAAAACACCGUACGAGACGCCAAGAUAGUGACCAUCAAGGCGACGUCUCCGCUCGGUGACCCCCGGGUGACCUACAACCUGGAGGAGGGUCAGGUGCCGGAGACCAACAUGCCGGUGCGGUUCUACGUCAAGCCGAACCGGGCGGACAGCUCGGCGUCCAUCCUGGUGGCCGAGAACCUGGACUACGAGACGACGCGCUUCUUCGCGCUCAGAGUGCGAGUCCAGAACGUCGCCGCCGUGCCGCUCGCGUCGUUCACCACCGUCUACGUCAACGUCACAGACGUGAACGACAACGUUCCUUUCUUCCUGUCAUCCACCUACGAGGCCACAGUGCCCGAAGGAGCGGAGAUCGGCACGUCGGUGGCUCAGGUGUCGGCCACGGACCUGGACUCUGGUCUGCAUGGGAUGAUCCACUAUGUGAUCCUGAAGGACGAGAGCGGGGACUCGCAGUUCUUCAGCAUCGACUCGCGCAGCGGCGUCAUCGUCACUCGAGCCUCCUUCGACCGCGAGCAGAAAGCCUCCUACCUGAUCGAGGUCCAGUCGCAGGACAGCUCCGAGUCAGCCAGACCGGGUCAGCAGGGACAACCCAACACCGUGACAGAUGUGAGAGCUCGUGUCAUCGCCGCCGCCGCCGCUCGUGUCCCCUCGUUCAGAGAGAUAGCAGGAGGGCAGGUGUCAGCCACAGAUCCAGACCAGGAGGCCGAUCAGACCGCCCUCCGCUACUCCCUCCAUGGCCAGGGCGCUGGUGGCGAGUUCACCAUUGAAGAACGCACAGGAAGAAUCUACGCCCAACGGCGUUUGGACCGCGAGGAGCGCCCGGCCUGGAGGUUCCUCGUCCUCGCCACAGACGAAGGAGGGGCCGGACUCACAGGGUUUGCUGACGUUCUCUUAGAGGUCCGAGAUGUCAACGACAACGCGCCCUUCUUCCCGUGCCCGGCACUGGAAGUAGACGGAUGUUUUGUCGGCCAAGUGCCUGAAAAUUCACCUGCCGACACCUCCGUCAUGGAGAUGCGUGCCAUGGACCUGGACGACCCCAACGAGGGCAAGAACGCCAUGCUGACCUACAGCAUCAUCAAGAACGUCCGCAAUGAGAUUAACCUCAACCUGUUCUCCAUCAACGCCAGCACAGGCACCAUCUACACGGUUCUACGCUCCCUGGACCGGGAGGUGGAAGACCGGUAUCUGGUAGUGGUUGAGGCCAGGGAUGGCGGGGGUUUGGCGGGAACAGGGACAGCCACCAUUAUGAUUUCAGACGUCAAUGAUCACCCACCCGUCUUCUCUCAGAGGCUCUACACUACUCAGGUGACAGAAGACCUGGAGGUGAACAGCGAGGUUCUUGUAGUUUCUGCCACAGACGGCGACGAAGGCGAGAACGCUGUGGUAACCUUCAGCAUCGUCGGUGGUGACGAGGACAGGAAGUUUUUCGUGGAGACAGACAAAGUGAACCGACGCGGUGUGAUAAAACUUAAGAAGAAGGUUGACUUCGAGAAGCCCCACGAGAGGACUUUCAAUCUGACCCUGAAGGCCGAAGACGCUGAUUUCUUCAGCCUCGCCUACUGUCUCGUUCAGGUGGAAGACUCCAACGACCACGCACCAGUAUUCUUCCCGCAGUUCUACGAGUCACCGGCCAUGUCUGAGGACGUACCCGUGGGGACAAUUGUCGCUCAGGUUACAGCUUCUGAUCUCGACUCCAGCCAAAAUGGACGCUUUUCUUACAGUAUUUCAAAGGAGUCAGACCCCUACGGUCAGUUUCUGGUGGACCAGUCAGGUUGGGUGGUAGUGGCCGAUUCUCUGGACAGGGAGAAAAUCUCGCAGCACAGGAUCAUGGUCCUUGCCACCGACUCUGGGACUUCACCCCUGACUGGCACUGCCAUCGUCGUGGUAACCGUACUUGACAUCAACGACAAUGGGCCAGAGUUCGAGGUCCCUUAUAAGCCCGUGGUUUGGGAGAACAUGGCGGCGCCCCAGGCAGUUCGGAUGAACGAAACCUCCCUCCUCCUCCACGCCACCGACCGGGACACCUCCACCAACGGCGGACCGUUCUCUAUACGGCUUCUCAUGCUCACCUCAGACGCCACCAACUUCAAUUUGACUGACUUUCGUAAUGGCAGCGCAGCCAUCACCGCCCUCCGGACCUUCGACCGCGAGCGGCAAAAGGAGUACCACCUCCCGAUUCUUAUGAUCGACAGCGGCUCUCCUCCAAUGAGCUCCACCAGCACGCUGACGGUCGUCAUCGGGGACAGGAAUGACCACCCUCACUCACCAGGACACACCAAUUUCAUCGUCUACAGUUAUGAGGGUAUUCUCCCGACGACGGUGCUCGGACGAGUUCAAUCCCCCGACCUUGAUGACUGGAGUGAGAAGGUGUACCGGUUCGAAGGCAAACCAUCCAGGUACUUUGAUCUUAACAACCUCGGCGCCACACUCACCCACGGCGAUGAAGUCCUCCUGCUCGCCGGAGUGGGCGGGGCCGAGCGGCCCGUCGUAGAGGAGCAGCCCGUUUGCCGACUCAGCCAGGAACUCCAGGGAGAUGUGGCUCUGGAAGCAAGGCAUGAUGGGAGGGAACCAGGCGUAGCCCUGACCGCCGAAGCUGUGUUUGAGUUGAGGAACGGGGUUCCAGCUCUGAGUAUAAACCACGGAUCAGGAACUCUGACCCUGCAGCUCCCGCCGAAAUCCACCGUCACCGACCGCCGCUGGCAUCGCCUCGACAUCAUCAGUGACGGAAAGGCCGUGCAGCUGAUCCUGGACCAGUGUGGGGGGGUGGCGGUGAACGAACAGGAGGGAGUCGGGGGGGACGCUCAGGAGACGGACGAGUCCAGCUGCAGAGCUGCAGGAGAGACGCCGGGAAACCAGAGGUAUCUGAAUGUCUUCCAGCCUCUUCAGUUGGGAGGAGUGAAGGAAACGUCUCCUCAUCGUCGUUACCGCAGUUUCACCGGCUGCAUCCGCGACCUGGUGGUGGACAGCCAGGUGUACGACCUGGCGUCUCCGGGUGAGAGCGUGGACAGCAGCCCCGGGUGCAGGCUGACAGACGGGGUGUGUGUGACGGCGGCCGGCCCCUCCUGCGGCGUUCAGGCCUCGUGCCUCGCCGACUGGGGCUCCUUCAGCUGCGAGUGUCACCCGGGAUACACCGGACACAAGUGUGACAGGGCCGUCCCAGAGUUCUCCUUCAACUUGGGCAGCGUCGUCCGUUAUCAGCUCCGAGGAGGCGGCAGCUCUCGCCGCACAAACAUCCAGCUACUCCUCCGAACCAGAGCCACCUCAGGCACCUUGCUCUCUGUGACGUCCCGGGAAGCCACCGAGUACAUCGUCCUGGAGAUCAUGGAGGGUCACCUGUCUGUCCGCGCCAACCUCGGUGACGGCGCCCACACCCUGCGGCUCCCUGGCCAGCGGGUGGACAUCGGGCAGUGGGUCCUGGUCAGCCUCAGUCGCCAUGACAACCUGUUUACCCUGCGGCUGGAGCAGGGCGGUGGCUCGCGGGAGGUCCAGGCCCAGCUGGGGAGCCGCAGGGAGAUCGUGGUUCACCCGGCCAGCGUGAUGGUUGGCAACGGGCCGACCGCCGGAGACAAGGCCGACUUUCAGGGUUGUCUGCAGGACGUUCGUUUUAACGGUCAGGUCCUGCCUCUGGACGGGCAGAGCCGGGACCUGGUGACGGUGCUGGAGAGGCGAGGGAUUACCUCCGGGUGCUCCAGCGACGCCUGCAGCAGCCAGCCGUGCCGCAGCCCGCUGCGUUGCAUCGACCUGUGGAGGAAACACCAGUGCAGGUGUCCCGGCAGUCAGGUGACGGUGACUGACGACUCAGGUCAGCAGCGUUGUGUGCCGUCGCCCUGUGGAUCUACUUCCUGCCGUAACGGCGGCGUCUGCCAGGCGCUGUCGCCUGACAGCUACCGGUGCCGGUGCCAAGAGGGGUUCAGGGGUCAGCGCUGUGAGCUGGGUCAGGUCAAAGGUCACCGGCUGGCCGCCCUCAGCCCCAGCUCCAUCCUGGCCAUCAGCAUGUGUCUGCUCGUCUUCUUCGCGGUGCUGGUGGCGGUGACGGUGUGGAACCAGAAAGGCAGCCGUAACAAGUUCAGGAAGCGAGGAGUUUACCACAUCCCCGCUGAACACGAGAGCUGGGAGGACAUCAGAGAGAACAUCCUGAACUACAACGAGGAGGGAGGGGGGGAGCAGGACCAGAACGGAUACGACAUCACAGAGUUGAAGCGUCCACUGUGCUCCAGUUUGUCUCAGUCCUCGUCCUGCACCACCGCCCCGCUCAUCAAGUCCUCCCCCGGCUCCCAGGAGGAGGUUCACCCGUCCGGCUCCUCCUGCAGCUCCGGCGCUCCCUACCUCAGCAUCCCUCAUCACCACCACCACCACCACCAUCAGCACGCCACCACCAACAGCUACACCAGCGACACCACCUACGCCAACUACACUGCUCACGUGGGCAGGGACGUGGAGACGAGCGAUGGCGCCGGCUACGCGGAUGCCCCGUCGGGCUCGCGCUCUAACGUGGACUUUAAGAGCUACGUGUCGCGAAUAAUCUGGGAGGCGGACAACGACUGCGAGGCGUUCCCGCCCGACUCGUACCACGUCUGGUGUGUGGAAGGCUCGGGGUCGUCGGCGGGAAGCCUCAGCUCUCUGGGGUCGGCCGCAUCACGUAGAAACAUUACCACCGCGCCCGGCGACGACGAUGAGGAGGAGGAGGAUGACGAAGGAGGGUUCGUUUACGACAGGCUGUCGCGGUGGGGCCCCAAGUUCCAGGCUCUGAGCGAGAUGUACGACCGGCCCCAGUUGGCCCUCACGUACAGGGACGCAGUGGCGUACAUACAGAGGAGCCACAGCCACGACCUCCUGCCGCACCACCACUAGGGGGCGCCGAGACACACAGUUAGUAUAGACUGGGAGGAAGCCGGUGCUGCG